CACGCUGAUAUGUAGUAGUAGUAGUAGUAGUAUGUGAGUAGUUUUGCUCGAGUUUUAACAGAUUGCUUAGUCAUUAAAAUAAAACCAUCUUCAAAAUGACAGAGGUUAAGGUUAAAAAGGAGUCUACAGAUGUUGUAGAUAUCGAAAACAGGAUAAAGGAGCUAUGUCAGCAGUUUCCUCAAGGCAUCACUGAUCAGGUCAUCCAGAAUGACAUGCCGCAUGUGGAGGCGCAGCAGAGGGCCAUGGCCAUCAACCGGCUGCUGUCUGUGGGCCAGUUGGAUCUCCUCAGAAACAGCAAUGGGUUGUUGUACCGGCUCAAGGACACUCAGUCAGCGAGCAAAAUGAAGGGCUCUGACAAUCAGGAGAAGCUCGUGUACCAGAUCAUCGAGGAUGCAGGAAAUAAAGGAAUAUGGAGUAGGGAUAUCCGCUAUAAAAGCAACCUCCCCCUUACCGAGAUCAACAAAAUCCUAAAGAACCUUGAGAGCAAAAAACUGAUCAAAGCUGUGAAGUCUGUCGCCGCAUCUAAGAAGAAGGUGUACAUGCUGUAUAACCUGCAGCCGGACCGCUCGGUUACAGGAGGCGCGUGGUACAGCGAUCAGGACUUCGAGUCGGAGUUUGUUGAGGUUCUCAACCAGCAGUGCUUCAAGUUCCUUCAGAGUAAGGCAGAAGCAGCGCGGGACAGUAAACAGAGUCCCAUGGUGCAGAGAAACAGCUCAUUCGCAACAUCGUAUGAAGUCUGGAAGUACAUCUGCGAGCUGGGAAUUAGCAAGGUGGAUCUGUCCAUGGAGGACAUUGAGACCAUCCUGAACACACUGAUCUAUGAUGGAAAGGUGGAAAUGACCAUCAUCGCAGCUAAAGAGGGCACAGUAGGGUGUGUGGAUGGGCAGAUGAAGCUUUACAGGGGGGUGAACUCCAUCAUCCAGCCCACAGGCCUGGUCAAAACGCCCUGUGGACUUUGUCCGGUGUUUGACGACUGCCAUGAGGGCGGCGAAAUAUCACCAUCCACUUGCGUGUACAUGGCAGAGUGGCUAGACUUUUGACCUUCUCUCUGCCCUCCUGUUGAUGUUUUUUUUUUUCUCUGUGGAGAAAGUGCCAUAUAAUUUUUUUUUCUUUUUUGCAACAGUUUGAUGCAACAUACGUUGGUUUUAUUUAUAUUGAACAAUCAGGGUAUUGAUAAUGUAUACUGAACUGCCAAGAAGAUGGAGCCGUACUGUGGAUCUCUGGAAAUGAUAAUAGACUUGGAUCUCAAUAUUUAGUUUUAUUUUUUCCUUUUUCUUCUUAAAAUCAAAUAUUCUGAUGCACAAGAUACAGGGUUACAAAUACUAAUUUAACGUUUGUAAAAUGAGUAACAUGUUUAUCCUGCAUCUGUGCUAGCUUAAUAAUAAUAAUAAUAAUAGUUUCUUGAGUGCAGUUUUUAUUUUUAGAAAAUAAUUGGUGAGAUUAUAAACUGGUACAGUUUGUGGAUUUCUGGUAAUAAAGAUUGCGAUUGAAACUAA
This is a messenger RNA of Clarias gariepinus (North African catfish), 1496 nucleotides long. RefSeq names its product polymerase (RNA) III (DNA directed) polypeptide F (gene polr3f). The transcript is spliced from 9 exons. Bases 96 to 1040 code for a protein of 314 amino acids. The record is from RefSeq and is a predicted model, not a curated record. Gene Ontology annotation, cellular component: RNA polymerase III complex. NCBI's taxonomy places the organism in Eukaryota, Metazoa, Chordata, Actinopteri, Siluriformes, Clariidae. Gene Ontology annotation, biological process: transcription by RNA polymerase III.